Molecule: messenger RNA, 1120 nt
Organism: Acaulospora morrowiae
Lineage: Eukaryota; Fungi; Glomeromycota; Glomeromycetes; Diversisporales; Acaulosporaceae
Source: the annotation of a GenBank genome assembly
CAUCGGAUACCAUCAAAUCUGUAAUGAUGUAAAUGACCUGGUUAUGCAAGGAGCCCUCCUAAUUCUUUUCCCUCCUACUCCAACCACUGGUUAUCGUCGCCCCGACAAAGAAGGAGUAAAAGAGAGACUCCGCGAACUUAUCAGUCUCGGAUUCAAUUUGACUUACCCUGUUAUUGGAGACAUAAUGCAACUUUUUGAACCUAAAUUAUCCGAUAUCGGUAACAUUCUUCUGGAAUCCUUUGACGAAAUCAAGAAUGACCCCGUCAAUGAGUUCAUGCAUAGGAUCCUAAUAGAGUCAAUUAAACCAGAGCGCAAUUUUAAGAAAUACGACAUAUGGAAGUUCUUAAACCAAAAAUUGGGAAAGAUUUAUGAUAGAAAAGAUACGCAAAUCAAUACUGGUAAUAAGGUAGCGAAAAAGAUGGAUGACCAUUUGAGCACGAAAGGAAAAAAACGAAUUGGCAAGUUGGAAUUUCAAGAAAAGGCAUUUCUAGAUGUCAUGGAUAGAUAUAUAGGAAAUACCAAUAAAUCUACCGGAACUUCUUUGAUAUUUACACCUAAAUUUUAUGAAUGGGUCUUGGAAACUUUUGGAGCUGAAGCUAAAAUCACCAAGAGGUGCUUUGAUGAUAUUCUCAAGACGCGCGUUAAUAUUGAUAAACAAUUUAUACAAACUCCAGAUACUAAGGUUCAAGAAUGCACCUAUGAAGCUAUAUCAAACAUCUGGAAUAUUUAUUGUAAUAAACAUGUAUCUUUUGAACAUAAGCACACGCAGCAUCUUUCUCAAGCAGCGCAUGAAGAUAUUCUCGAUCCACUAUUCAAAGGCUUCCUAUGGAGACUAUUUAAAUUAGAUCCGACCCAUGAUCACGAGGCGGUCACUCCCUCAACAACCAAAAAACGGCAUGAUGACUUAAGAACAUUAAUGAUAUGGUACGGUUGUCUUGUGAAUUUGAAAGAUCAUCUGAUGAUAUCUGGUGAUAAAUUUGCAACAAGAGAGUUUAAACAAUCAUUGGAAACAUUUUUGGAUGUUCUUGAAAGAUCCGAGUUUAAAAAAGGGAGCAAGAAAAGAAAACAGAGAUUAGUGAUAAAUCAAUCUAGAAAGCGACGAAGAAAGAAGGAAACAUAG